Macrosteles quadrilineatus (aster leafhopper) is the source of this 1575-nucleotide messenger RNA. RefSeq lists its product as uncharacterized. Lineage: Eukaryota; Metazoa; Arthropoda; Insecta; Hemiptera; Cicadellidae. The transcript has 2 exons. The record is from RefSeq and is a predicted model, not a curated record. Bases 1 to 1575 code for a protein of 524 amino acids.
AUGGAUGGAAAAAUCUCUGAUGAAAUGCUGAUGAAAGAUGCUUCUGAUGCUGAUCUGGACAAUGAACUGGACACACAAGAAGAAUACAAGAAGAAAUGGUACCUGAUGAAGGCUAAGUAUGAAAUGUUUCUUAAAACACCUACCAACAAUGAUAUUGGACAAGAUGCAGCAGAAGAAAUAGAGUUACUACUAGGAGCUGAUAUCUUGGGCCAACUGCUCACAGGUAAAAUUGAACAGCUAGAUCACACUCUGGUUGCUGUUCAGACUGUGUUAGGAUGGACAGUAAUGGGACAAUGUGGAAAAAGUUACCAGUCACUUAUUAGUAUUAGUUGCUUUGCUAAAAUGGACAUUUCAGAUCUAUGGCGUUUAGAUGUUUUGGGCAUCACUGAUCCAUCAGGUAGUAAAACAAAGGAGGCGAAUGCAUCAGAUGUUUUGAAGCAUUUUAACAAAACUAUUGUAGUAAAUAGUGAAAAUAGGUACGAGGUGACUCUUCCAUGGAUUGAAGGCCAUCCGGAGCUUAUGGACAACAAAGUUACAGCCGAGAAGCGACUACAUGCAGUGACCAAGAAGUUGAUUAAGUUAGAAAAGUUCAAUGAGUAUGAUCAGGUAUUUUCAGAGUGGUUAAAUUCAAACAUUAUUGAAAGGGUUGUUGAGUCCUCUGUAACUGAUAGACCUGUACACUACUUACCUCAUCACGCUGUGGUCAAAGAAUCCAGUUUGACUACUAAGGUUCGACCAGUCUUUGAUGCUUCUGCUGUCGAUAGUAGGGGGAAUUCUCUUAACUCUUGUUUGGAAAAGGGACCUAAUUUAAUAGAACUAAUUCCAGCUCUCCUAAUGAAGUUUAGAAAACACCCAAUAGGCGUUAUUUCAGAUAUUAAGAAAGCUUUCUUGCAAGUUAGUUUAACAGAAAGUGACAGAGACGCUUUAAGAUUUUUGUGGUGGAAGGACUAUGAUUCUAGAGAAAUAUCUGAGUUUCGACACUGUAGGGUGGUAUUUGGAGUUUCUUCUAGCCCAUUUUUGUUGAGUGCUACUUUAGCUCAUCACCUGGAGAACUCUCCUGAAACUAUGAAAGAUACGGCAAAUAAAUUGAAAGAGUCUUUCUAUGUUGAUAACUGUGUAACCAGUGUAGAGAGUGAAUAUGAACUUCAUCGAUUUGUAGAAGAAUCUCAGCUUCUUUUGUCAAAAGCCAAGUUUGAGCUUCAUAGUUGGGCAAGUAAUGUUUUGCUGCCAGAAGAAAUAUACAAGUCUGAAGAAAAGAAUAUGUAUCUCUCAGACAACUCGGUUCCUGUCUUAGGAUUAAUGUGGGAUGUAAAAUCAGACGAGCUUUACUGUAAUGUGAAUUCUGUAAGCAUUUUUGAUAAACCAAUCACAAAAAGAAGUUUAUUGUCGAUAUCUCAUCGUAUAUUUGAUCCGAUAGGAUUCACUUGUCCAUUUACUUUGAUCCCCAAGAUGUUACUGCAACAGGUUUGGAAGCUAAAACUGAGUUGGGAUGAUGAACUACCAUAUGAUAUCUUACAACAGUUUGAUAAGUGGAUAAAAGACUUGCACUAUUUGUCAAGUUGUAGGAUUCCUUGA